Molecule: messenger RNA, 792 nt
Organism: Homalodisca vitripennis (glassy-winged sharpshooter)
Lineage: Eukaryota; Metazoa; Arthropoda; Insecta; Hemiptera; Cicadellidae
Product: cuticle protein 76-like
Exons: 2
Coding region: 24-551 (175 amino acids)
Source: RefSeq, a predicted model, not a curated record
UCUUACAGUACACACACCACACAAUGGCAUUCAAGCUCAUCGUUCUCGCCGCCGCCUUGGCUGUUGCCAACGCUGGUCUCCUCGCCGCCCCUGCCUACGCUCCUGCCGCCUACGCUCCUGCCGCUUACGCCGCCCCCGCCUACGCUCAUGCCCCCGCCUACGCUCACGCUCCCGCCGCCGUCACCUCCACCUCCGCCAACAUCCUGAGGUCUCCCGGUAACCUGGGACAGGUCUCCACCUUCACCAAGACCGUCGACACCCCCUACUCCAGCGUCAGCAAGUCCGACGUCCGUGUGAGCAACCCCGGAUACGCCACCUACGCCGCCCCCGCCUACCACGCACCCGCUGCCUACGCCGCUCCCGCUGUCGUAGCUAGGCCCGCCGUCGCCGCCUACGCCGCUCCUGCCUACGCCGCUCCCGCUUACGCUCCCCGUGCUUACGCCGCCCCCGCCGUCGCUCACGGAGGUCUCCUCGGAGUUGCCUACUCUGCUGCCCCCGCCGUCGCUCACAUGACCUACACCAACUCUUACGGCAUCCAAUACGCUUACUAAGCACAACUUGAUCUCUUUCAAUUUUUAAACUCUUCUUCACCUUCUUUAUUACCUUCCAACUCAUCUGUCUCUACCUCUCACCUUUCUCUUCCUCUUGACUGCGGAACUAGUACAAAACUCUUCAAGUUCCACAGUCGAUGAUCUCUUCCACUUCCUGAUCUUGUACAUAUCAUUUAUUUAUUUCACUAUUUAUUGAACUAUUUAUUUGUGUGAAAGUAAGUGAAUAAAGUGAUGUCUUAAA